AACCUAGUCCCUCCAGAGUUUAAGGCAAACGUUCUGCGAAAGUAAAACUGAUAGCUUUUGGUUAUUCCUUUCUAGUACCUACUGGUUAUAUUCGGAAUCUCUGUGGUCGUUUACCCAAUUAUCAUUUAUUUUUUAUUGAAAGAUAACAAAAGACAAGAAAAGUAAUUUUGCCUUUACAGAAUCUUAGUUUUGCCCUUGAAAAACAUUUCAAAGCCCUCACAAAAAUUUAAAAAAUAUGUUUUUCAUAGGUUUCUUGAUGUGCUCUACAAUCUGGACAGAUCAGAAAAUGUUUUGGAAAAAAAAGUUUUUGACCUAGAAAACUGGUUUUCCAAAAAUCGGAUCUCCGGAGGCCUAGCAGCCCAAAUGCUUGUCAUAGUCGGAUUCAGCAUGUUUGAUUACCUAUUGUCCACUAGCUUAGAGCUCAAAAGCGAGUUGACAGUUGGGGACCUUUCCUCGUUAGAUACUCAUACUUAGUUUUUAUUAUAAAUUACUUCGUAGUAGUAAUUUUGGCUUAGCGAUUUUGUUUGAUAACUAUGAUUUCAAUUUAUUAACUUAGCAAAAGAAAUUUUACUCAGAUAUUAAUUAUCUAAUUUCGCCAAAAAGUACUUCUAAUAGGGGACGGGCUUCAAGUACGUGAGGUUACCGUUGGGCUACUAGCAGGCGACAAAAUUUGACCGCAAUAGAAGACCACCCUUUAGAACUUGACUUGAGAGACAAAAUAGAAGACCAGGUGGUCUUCUAUUAUGGGGGGGUUUAGCAAAUAUUUUGGUUACUGAGAAUCUAUAAAUUAACUGAGCCUUCAGUAUUUUCACUUAUCAGUCAAUUUAUUUACAUGGGUCACUCUGAAAGUUUUUAGAUUUACAAUGCUCUUAGCUCAGUUUAAAAUAAUUUUAUUAUAUUUGUUCUAAGUAAUGUCCUUGUAAACUAAUGCACUUAUUCAUUCUUUCAAACCAUUGUUCAUAGCAUUGGUAGAAAUCUGCUGAAUACAGAUGAAUGUCUUUCAAAUGUUUUAAAACAAGUGGAGGAACGUCGACGUCUUAAUGAUCUUAUUAUUCAUCAUGACAAUGCAUCAACUCACAAGGCAACACAAACAAUGGAAUAUUUAAAUGCUCAACGUGUUAAAUUAAUGGGUCAUCCAGCGUAUUCACCAGACUGA
Messenger RNA from Didymodactylos carnosus, 1156 nucleotides. The record is from the annotation of a GenBank genome assembly. NCBI's taxonomy places the organism in Eukaryota, Metazoa, Rotifera, Eurotatoria, Philodinida, Philodinidae.